Messenger RNA from Lycium ferocissimum, 720 nucleotides. Its product is annotated as protein EARLY FLOWERING 4-like. Gene Ontology annotation, cellular component: nucleus. Bases 278 to 616 code for a protein of 112 amino acids. NCBI's taxonomy places the organism in Eukaryota, Viridiplantae, Streptophyta, Magnoliopsida, Solanales, Solanaceae. The transcript has a single exon. The record is from RefSeq and is a predicted model, not a curated record. Gene Ontology annotation, biological process: entrainment of circadian clock; positive regulation of circadian rhythm.
UCAUUAUUUUAAUGCCGUCCAAUAACCCUCCAUGAUAAGAUAUUUCCGUCUCAACUCUCUUCCUCAGCGCGUGGCCGGCAAUCCUUCACCUUCUUUCUAAUAACGAUUGUCGCGUGAGCCUCAUCACGGUUGGUUAGUCAUCAUCUGUGUGAGGUGCCACAAGCACAAGGAAAAUAUCUGAUCUUGCACAAGAUAUGUAUCUAUCUAUCUACACUAGCCCAGAAAACAGAGCAUAGGGUUUGAGUAAAACCGCUGGAUAUUUGAUUCUUCAUCCAGCAUGGAAGACAACACCUCAAACUUAAAGCGCCAUGGUCAACAAAAUGCAACAACUGAAGAGAGUGUGUCGGAAGGAAACUCAGAGAUGUGGAACAAUUUCUCCAACAGAUUCAAGCAGGUGCAGUCGGUGUUGGAUCGGAACAGAUUGUUGAUUCAGCAAGUCAACGAGAAUCAUCAGUCUAGAACCAACGAUAAUAUGGUGCAGAACGUGGGCCUGAUUCAGGAGCUUAAUGCCAAUAUCUCUAAGGUCGUUUCUCUCUAUUCUGACCUUUCCACCAAUUUCUCAACCAUCUUUCAUCAGGAAAACGAUGCCAUCGGAGACGAGACCAACAACCACUGAUGCUUCUCUUAGUUUUUCUAUUUAUCAUAAUAGUUCUAGUUUCUUGCUAGUGCGCUUAUUGUACUCAACACUUUUGGUUGAAAUAUCACGAAUUAUGCCCUCAA